This is a messenger RNA of Nothoprocta perdicaria, 1926 nucleotides long. RefSeq names its product activin A receptor type 1B (gene ACVR1B). The record is from RefSeq and is a predicted model, not a curated record. The transcript is spliced from 8 exons. NCBI's taxonomy places the organism in Eukaryota, Metazoa, Chordata, Aves, Tinamiformes, Tinamidae. Gene Ontology annotation, cellular component: plasma membrane; activin receptor complex. Gene Ontology annotation, biological process: protein phosphorylation; cellular response to growth factor stimulus; nervous system development. The coding region runs from base 61 to 1422 and encodes 453 amino acids. Gene Ontology annotation, molecular function: activin binding; ATP binding; activin receptor activity, type I.
ACCUGUCUGUGCUCCAACUGCAACCAAGCGAAUUCCACCUGUGAAACGGAUGGCGCCUGCAUGGUCUCGGUCUUCAACCUGGACGGUGUCGAACACCACGUCCGGACCUGCAUUCCCGAAGCGAAGUUGGUUCCUGCUGGGAAACCCUUCUACUGCCUGAGUUCAGAAGACCUGCGAAAUACUCACUGCUGCUACUCUGACUUCUGCAACAAAAUUGAUUUAAUGGUUCCCAGUGGACACCUGAAAGACAACGAACCCCAGUCGAGCUGGGGUCCUGUGGAGCUGGUGGCGGUGAUUGCCGGACCCGUCUUCCUCGUGUUUGUUGUCAUGAUCGUAGUAGUCCUUGUCUUUCACCACCAUCAACGAGUCUAUCACAAUCGGCAGCGGCUGGACAUGGAAGAUCCCUCUUGUGAAAUGUGCCUGUCGAAGGAUAAGACCUUGCAAGAUCUAGUCUAUGAUCUCUCCACGUCUGGCUCCGGCUCAGGGUUGCCGCUCUUCGUGCAGCGGACCGUGGCUCGGACCAUCGUCUUGCAGGAGAUCAUCGGCAAGGGCCGCUUCGGGGAGGUGUGGCGCGGCCGGUGGCGCGGCGGCGACGUGGCCGUGAAAAUCUUCUCGUCGCGGGAGGAGCGCUCCUGGUUUAGGGAAGCAGAAAUCUAUCAAACCGUGAUGCUGCGCCACGAGAACAUCCUGGGGUUUAUUGCUGCAGACAACAAAGAUAAUGGAACGUGGACCCAGCUGUGGCUUGUCUCCGACUACCACGAGCAUGGGUCUCUCUUCGACUACCUGAAUCGGUACACGGUGACUAUCGAGGGGAUGAUAAAACUUGCCCUGUCGGCUGCUAGCGGGUUGGCCCAUCUGCACAUGGAGAUCGUGGGUACUCAGGGAAAGCCUGGGAUUGCUCAUAGAGACUUGAAAUCCAAGAACAUUUUGGUGAAGAAGAAUGGCACGUGUGCCAUCGCUGACCUUGGUCUCGCUGUCCGGCACGAUUCUGUGACCGAUACAAUUGAUAUUGCACCAAAUCAAAGGGUUGGAACCAAACGAUACAUGGCCCCCGAAGUCUUGGAUGAAACCAUCAACAUGAAGCAUUUUGAUUCAUUUAAAUGCGCGGAUAUUUAUGCCUUGGGCUUGGUCUACUGGGAGAUCGCUCGAAGGUGCAACGCAGGAGGUAUCCAUGAGGAAUAUCAGCUCCCAUACUACGACCUGGUACCCUCCGAUCCCUCUAUCGAGGAGAUGCGGAAGGUUGUCUGUGAUCAGAAACUACGGCCCAACAUCCCCAACUGGUGGCAGAGCUAUGAGGCGCUGCGGGUCAUGGGGAAGAUGAUGCGGGAAUGCUGGUACGCCAACGGAGCGGCUCGCCUCACGGCCCUCCGCAUUAAGAAAACCCUCUCACAGCUCAGCGUCCAGGAGGAUGUGAAAAUCUAAGCGCUGAGCCCCAGCGAGGGGGCAGGUGCACAAAAGCUGCCGUGCUCGCGUAGCCGUGCGACGGAGGCCUACCUCGUGUUCCUACCCGAUCUACUGCUACCAACCGGACGGCGUGACCUGCAAGGCUGCUAGGCGAGAGGAGGAAGCCUCUUGAACCGCUCUCUUCCCUCCUUGGGUAGGAAACAAUCCGAAACCUUUUGUUUUCCUCACCUCCUGACAGCACGAAGACUUGAGAGAGGGAUUCGCUUUGAGGGAUCUCGGCCACAACCGUAACUCUCGUUUCUUGAACGGAAAUCCCCGUAAAGCUGCGUGCGUGUUGGGGGGGCGCCCGGCGACGGGUGCUUGCGGCCUGGGUGCUAAGGUGCUGGGAGUGGGAAGGGAAAGGGAAGGCUUUUCUUGCCGUACUCUGCGGAUUUUCCAGGGACUGGCACAUGAAUGCAGAAAAAGCAUUGAAAAAAACCCCACAAAUGGUGCUCCCUUCUGAGAGGCUGAGCCUGGACAGCU